UAUAAACAUUUUUAGUUUACUAUUAAUUUUUACUUAUUAUACUUUCACUUUACAAUGCACGACAAAUUACUUUAAUACUAAUUUUUAUGCUAUUUCUAUUUUAAUUUGAUAAUAUUUAGCAGGUACAUCUAUCUGUGUAGAAUUUCAAGUGUUUCAAGUGCAUGCAUACUUAAUUACCAAUUAAAUUGUGACAGAGAUUUUUGUUUGAUUGUUUGCAUACUAUUAAAACUUUAUAUUCAUGUACAAAUUAAAAGUUUAUCGUAACAAAUUAGUGUCAUUGUAUUCUGAAAAUGCAUCAAUUUCCAUGAAGAAUGAUACUUGGAAGCGUUAACAACCGCACAGCCUUCAAUCAGCCACUAUGUCGGGCGGAGGGGGCGGAGGGGGCGGGGGCGGCGGCGCGGUGCACUGCGUGGCGGUGUGGGAGUGGGAGGACGGCGGCGGGUGGCUGCCGCACUCGCCCGCCGUCAGCCGCACGCUGGAGCGCGCGCGCGCCAAGAGACUCACGCGCGUCGUGCUCGCCGACGCGGAGCCCGCGCUCACCGGGCUCGACGUCAACCUGCGCGCGCUCACCAUGCGCCGCGCGCGCCCCGCCGCCGCCUGCGCCGUCCGCCGCGCCCUCUACGGCCUGCGCUCCCCCGCCGCGCGCGGCCGGCGCUGGGACUGGGCCCCGCGCGACGCGCUCUACGACCCGCUGCCCAUGCACGUGCAGUGCGCGCUGGAGGAGGCGUGGGAGGCGGGCUCAGGCGCGGAGGUUCCUCACGCGGGCUGGCUGCUGUCGGCCGCGCGGCUGCAGGCGCGGGCCGCGGGCGGGGCGGGGGGCGGGGGGGGAGGUGGAGGUGGAGGGGGCGGGGGGAGACCGCUGCGCCGCGUGCAGCAGCCCCCGUACCCGCUGGCCCCCGCGCCCCCCACACCGCCGCCGCCGCCGCCCGCACGAUACCGAUCUUCAGGCGAGCGGGCGCAGCCGGCGGCGGAGGUGGCGAGUGCGGCGCGAGCACCGCAGCGCGCGGUGCAGGCGCCGCACGCCUCCCCGCGGGGCCGGGACCGCCGCCCGGGGCUCGCGCGGCAGAUACUGCACAACCUCAACAUAUUCAGCAAUAACAACAAGACCAACAGCAGCAGUCAGUCGGAGGGGGAUCCAGCGGCGGAGUGCGGGGCGGAGUGCGGGGCGGAGUGCGGGGCGGGGUGCGGGGUGAAAUGCGGGGCGGGGGCUCGGGCCGACGGGCGCCGGCACAGCGUGGACACAGUCUCCACCUACCUCAGCCACGAGAGCAAGGAGAGCCUGCAGCAGUCGUCGGUGUGCGAGCUGCUGAACUGCAGCGGCGGCAGCGACGACGUGUUCGACGCACCGCCCUCGCCCCAACCAGACCUGCCCAUCUCCGACGGGUCCAUCGUUGGCGUGGACGUGGCGUCGUCGGCUGUGAGCGUGUGGGUGCGUGCGGUGUCCCGCCCCCAGUGGGGCGCCCUGUGCCCCGCCUGCCUGCUGCCGCUCGCCCCCGCCCCCGCCCCCGCCCCCGCCCCCGCCGCGCCCGGCCCCGCCCCCGCCCCCACGGCCCCCGCCGCGCCCGCGCACGUGGCCGUGGCGCUGGCCGGCUGCCAGCACAUGCUGCACCUGCGCUGCCUCAACCUGCAGCUGGAGCGGCUGCGCGCCAACGGGGAGCAGCUGUACAUCUCGUGCCAGGUGUGCGGGCGGGUGUACGGGCGCGAGGAGCGCGCGACGUGUGCGGGGGGCGGGGGCGGGGCGGGGGGCGGCGGGGGGCAGCCCCCCGGGUCCAUGUCGUGGUGCCUGCAGCCCGGCAGCCUGCCCGCGUACCCGCACUGCGCCUCCAUACUCGUCACAUACAACUUCCAGUCGGGGCGGCAGGGCCCCGGGCACCCUCGGCCGGGCGCGCCCUACUACGCGGUGGGGUUCCCGAGGCACUCGCUGCUGCCGGACACGCCGCUCGGACGAGAAGUGCUGGGCGCGCUGCGCGGCGCGUGGGAGGCGGGGCGGCUGUUCGCGGUGAGCGCGUCGCUGACGACGGGCCGCGACCACGUGGUGGCCUGGCGCGCCGCCCCGCCCCCCGCCGCCCCCGCGCACUACCGCGCCCCCCGCGCCGCCGCCGACCGCCUGCUGCAUGCGGCGCUCGCCAGGCUGCAGCCGCUCCUCUGACGGCGCCCGGGGCUCGCUGCAUGCAGCGCUACAGCGGCUGCAGCCGCACCUCUGACGUCGCCGACGGCCUGCUGCAUUCAGCGCUCGCGCAGUUUCACCAACGUGACUACCACGUGACCGAUCGCCCGCUGUAUACAGCGCUCGAUCGGCUGCAACCGACACGCUAACGUCACCGACCAUCCGCUACAUACGACGUUGCAGUGACUGCAACCGUUACUCGUCGUCGACCGUCCGCU
Achroia grisella is the source of this 2385-nucleotide messenger RNA. RefSeq names its product protein deltex (gene dx). The record is from RefSeq and is a predicted model, not a curated record. The transcript is spliced from 10 exons. Gene Ontology annotation, molecular function: ubiquitin protein ligase activity; zinc ion binding. Bases 359 to 2149 code for a protein of 596 amino acids. Gene Ontology annotation, biological process: Notch signaling pathway; protein ubiquitination. Gene Ontology annotation, cellular component: nucleoplasm. Lineage: Eukaryota; Metazoa; Arthropoda; Insecta; Lepidoptera; Pyralidae.